AACCACUGUGCUCUCGCAGAGAUUUGUACUGUAAAAGCUGAGUUUGCAAAGUUAAAUUAAUUUCGAAUUGGUGGAUUUUUGUAUGGAAAUACUUUGGGCUAGUUGACUUUACUAACCAGGACCUGCCUACUACUAGUCAGGAGAGGGUGGUGGUUUGUGGUUCUCUGGAUAGUGGGUAGCCGUAAGUAGAACAGAAGAGGGAUUUUAAAAUGAUCUGUUCAUUUUUCUCUUUACUAGUAAGAUUUCCAAUCUGUGUCCAUUCUUGAAGUGAAGUCAUUGGGUGGCUUUGUACCCACCUGGAGCCAGGGCCCUUACCAGGGAUUAGGGCACCGGCAGACUGGUGUGGAGGCGUAGUGCAGGCGUGCUUGAAGAGGGACAGGACCCAAGGAAGGGUGACAAUAAGAAGACAAAAACACGAAAUAUUCGCAGCCCUCUUUAGAACAUCCUCCAUCUAGGCAAAAUCUAUUAGGAAUUUUAAGAAGCUUCAAUUAAACAUUAGUGCUCGGUGUCCUGCUGAACAGGAAUUCAUUCUUCAGUCGAAGCUCUAUUGUCAGUAAAACUACUCAGGAUAAGGCAGCCGUGUUUAGGCUGUGAGGAGCUGCCCCUGGACUGCGGAGCUUGCUCCGUAAAAGGCGUCUUGAUACCCCCUCAAAUGGAUUUACAGAAAAGACUCAGCUGUUGGAAGUCUCUGGGAUUGUAUGGCAUCAUGAGGUAACAGACCUGGUAAAUAGCUAGAACGUAGAGAAGAAUGAAACCAGAGGCAGUGUGCUGUUGGAGCUGAGAGGCUGGACUGACCCGCAGUCUGUGGUUUGUCGACCCAGGUCUAGAGCAGCCUUGGCGGGUUUCUUUAAUGCCAAUGACUGUCGAUGUUGCUUGGUUGACUGCCUGUAGAGUGCCUCACGUUCUGGAUCUGGUGGGCUGCUUUUGGUGGAGACCGAAAACUGGAUAUUUGGUCCCCGUGGACUUUCUGGUCACCCUAUGAGGUAGAUUUACUUUGUCUUGAGUCAUGUGGAAGGACUCUGAAGUCACAAGUUUUUAAGACUCUCAGGCUUACUGUGGAUCUGGAUUCUAAGGCAACACUUCCUUGAAGAAACAAGCUUACAGCUCUGCCCGGAUGGCCCUCGUCUUCCUGUACGGCACCUUGAAGCGGGGUCAGCCCAACCACAGGGUCCUGUGGGACGGCGCCCACGGCUCCGCAGCCUUUCGGGCGCGCGGCCGCACGCUGGACCCCUACCCGCUGGUGAUCGCGGGGGAGCACAACAUCCCGUGGCUGCUGCACCUGCCUGGCUCGGGGCGCCGCGUGGAGGGUGAGGUCUACACGGUAGAUGAGCGGAUGCUGCGCUUCCUCGACGACUUCGAGAGUUGCCCGGCCCUGUACCAGCGCACGGCGUUGCAGGUACAGCUGCUGGAGGAGGGGGCCCCGGGCGCGGAGGAGCCGCCGGCGCCCACUACGGUGCAGUGCUUCGUGUACAGCAGGGCCACCUUCCCGCCGGAGUGGGCCCAGCUCCCGCACUACGACAGCUACGAUUCCGAGGGGCCGCACGGGCUGCGCUACAACCCCAGGGAGAACAGAUGAGGGGGGCAGGCAGGGUGGGCCUACGCCUGAGAGCCCUGGGGCUCCAAGAUGUGCCCAGCCCAUGCUGGGUGAAGGCCGAAGCAGAACAGGGCCCUUUCCAAGGAAUCAGCGGGAGAAGGAACCAAUCUUUCAGUGGCAGCUGAUUUUACAAAUAAUGUUGACACACAAAUAGCAAGGUGGUUCCCUCCCAUCUUUCCACCUGGUAGGAAAAAUUCAGGAUUUUAAUACCCCUAAAUGACAUUUAGAGAACUCAUGUUAUGCCUAAUUCUUCUGCUCUUCUUCCUUGUGUUUUUUGUUUGCUCAGCUUUGAGCUCAAGAUAAUAUUUAGGAUCAAUGUAAAGACUUGGUGUUGCAGCUAGAUUUUAGCAGCCCUAUUACACUGAUUCUGGCCUGUAGCCCCUGAGAAAAGCUGAUUUCACAGGGCUGGGUAGAAUUUGUAAAGAAGGUCCACAGGGCAAGCAUGCUGUAUAUCAGAGUGCGUACAGCACCAUUCUUCAUAAUUUUCAGAUCAAGCUUCAUAGCAGAUAUUAAAGAUUAUUUAAAUUUGAA
This is a messenger RNA of Cercocebus atys (sooty mangabey), 2125 nucleotides long. It is a transcript of the gene GGACT, whose product is annotated as gamma-glutamylamine cyclotransferase. The transcript has 4 exons. The record is from RefSeq and is a predicted model, not a curated record. Gene Ontology annotation, molecular function: gamma-glutamylaminecyclotransferase activity. Lineage: Eukaryota; Metazoa; Chordata; Mammalia; Primates; Cercopithecidae. Bases 1115 to 1576 code for a protein of 153 amino acids.